Messenger RNA from Puccinia graminis f. sp. tritici CRL 75-36-700-3, 844 nucleotides. RefSeq lists its product as uncharacterized. NCBI's taxonomy places the organism in Eukaryota, Fungi, Basidiomycota, Pucciniomycetes, Pucciniales, Pucciniaceae. The annotation marks the transcript as partial. The transcript is spliced from 2 exons. The record is from RefSeq and is a predicted model, not a curated record.
AUGGGCGGAAGCAAACGCAAGGGUCGACCAGAGGAAACUCACCAGUUCAGCAAUCUUUCACCUUCGAGACUCUCUUGGCAACAUGAUAUUCAGGCGCCUUCGACUUCCAAUAAAAGGCAAUUCACUCGGCUUCAAGAAGAAGCAGCCCCAUCUAGGAGCAACUCACUCUCUACUCAGCCGGCGGAUAACGCCAUUGAGUCGGGGGUGGGCGAGUUGAGGAACAAGAAAGCUAAUCCCAAUCUCGUGCGCCCGGAUAUAUUGUACCUAAGUGGCAUACCCAAUCACUCAAGAUGUCUACUUGGUGAUGUUUCUAAACGUUGGUUCUCGCUAUUUGAAAGCAUAGUGAAUUCCAAAGAGCUCAAAUCAGCUCCGAGGCCAGCAAAUAUCGUCCACCCAGAGUUGCCGUUUGCAAUGGUCCAACCCGCCGAUGGACGCGAAGGCAGAGUGCUGAGAGUCAUGCGCUACGAAGAUGCUGCUAAACGGAAGCUAGCACUCCCGCGCCCUCAGAAUUGUGUUUCAUUUGGUAGAAGAUUGAUAGUUUAUCUUAAUCACUUACAUCUAGAGGUUAUGGAACGUUUGGGACUACCAGAAUCUACGCAGAUACUGUUGCACGACGAUUUCUUGAAAUGGGUGCAUGGCGAGAUCUUCCAUCCUAGUGAUCAUGUUCUUCCGGUGCUGGGGACCAUUGAUAAGCCCUACCAGUCAUGGGAAGAGAUCUUGGAAUUGAAUCAAAUUGGAAAGAAUCAAGAAGAAAUCAUCAAAUACUUCUCUGGAGAUGGCAAACACGAAGAGAUAACCAAGAUUUCUGUAUAUCUAUUGGAAACUUAUCAGGAUCAUCAUGAAA